Durusdinium trenchii is the source of this 1252-nucleotide messenger RNA. Lineage: Eukaryota; Dinophyceae; Suessiales; Symbiodiniaceae. The record is from the annotation of a GenBank genome assembly.
ACGUGGCGGAGUUGGUCUCGAUGGGUGGUCCGGCGAGGUCGAGGGCGCCGGCAACGCGACUCUGAAGACUUCCUGCGAGACGUCGGCCGUCGGACGUCUCCUUUCGCAGGCCGCCUCUUUCCGCUCCUUUGCGGCCAUUUUGCUGGAUGGUCGCGUGGUCACCUGGGGCCCCGCAGACUGUGGCGGCGACAGUCAGGCUGUUCGCGACCAGCUGACCCAGGUGAAACAGAUCCAAUCCACAUGGCAGGCCUUCGCUGCUUUGAAAACUGAUGGCUCAGUGGUGACCUGGGGCGAUCCGUCCAGUGGAGGAGACAGUCGCUGCGUGAAGGAACGCCUGCGGAACGUCAUCCAGAUCGCGGCCACCUCGCGGGCCUUCGCUGCCUUGAGAGCGGACGGAGAGGUGGUCACCUGGGGACUUCAAGAGUUUGGUGGAGAUAGCUCCAAAGUCCAGCACCAACUUGCACAGGUGACUCACAUUCAAGCGGGAGGUCAGUCUUUUGCAGCACUUCGUUCUGAUGGCCGCGUCGUGUCAUGGGGACACCACUCCAUUGACCUGCGUCGCGUGCAAGACUUCCGGCAUGUGCAGAGCAUUGGCGCCUCGCGCAGUGCGUUUGCGGCCACCACUGCGGAUGGAAAGGUGGUGACUUGGGGAAAUGCCUCUGAGGGUGGCGAUAGUGGUGCUGUGCAAGAUGAGCUCCAGCGCUUGUGAAGCUGUUUAGCAAACGGAAUCGAACGAACCCAUUGGCCUUUGGAGGGUUGGGAUGUUGGUCUUUCUGGCGCUUGGUGGUGUGGCACUACUUGCAGACAGAUCGCUGUCGCUUCAAGCAGAUGCCAAAAACGCCACUCAAGUACUGCAAGGCUGGCUUCACAGCUCAUUUGCUUGCUUGCUUGCUUCCUUGCUUGCUCCAUUAGAUGAUGACCAUGCCAUACUUUUGCAGAGGUCCAACUUAUUCUGCAGCUGUCAAAGCGAGCGUGGGUUAACCACUUUGAUCCAGCUUCGGGAUGCGCCGCCUACGCCUCCGCCACUCGUGGAAUCCUCCGCAACAGGAUUUGUUUGCACUCCGGCUUUGAUGCGACACAACUGACCGAAUGGUGCAAAGUGAUGAACGACCAUCGCUGCGAUGACAUAUGUCACCAAUUUUCACCAUCUGAUUUGGUCAAGAUUGGUGCAGCAGAGUGAUUGGGUUUCACUUAGAUGAUUUGAUUGACCGGACAAGUCCCUGGCAGUUAGGACAUCUGCCGAGCUCGGAAA